Molecule: messenger RNA, 2991 nt
Organism: Cladocopium goreaui
Lineage: Eukaryota; Dinophyceae; Suessiales; Symbiodiniaceae
Source: the annotation of a GenBank genome assembly
AGGAGAGAGACAAGUACUUGGAGAUGGCCAACCAUGUUGAAUGGUUGCAGCAGCGUGGAGAAGAGGAAGAAGCUCGACUAGUUGAAAAAGCGAUGUACGACAUGGAGGCUCCACACAGAAAGGCCAAAAAAGAGGAUAAAAGGGAAGAAGAAACUGGACAGCCUCCUCGAGAACAUGUGGAGAGAGCUAAGAAAAAACUUCAGGAACGAAGAGACGAGGAGACGUGGGACAAGCCAGACAGAAUCAAAGCAUUGACGCUGGGCACUCCGAACAAGUGCAAGGCUCCCGUGGUCACAGCACAGCGGUUUUCUGACCGACUGGAGCAGUGUUGGAUUGACAUCGAGUGGAUGUGCAAGACCGCAUUCGCAUCUGCAGAGCGCAUCGAGUACGAAUUGCGAGUCCAGGCAAUUGGGAAAAGCUCAGAGGCAUGGGAUGAGGUCUACCAUGGUUGGGAAAGCAGCGUGUCUUUGGGGCCCUUCCCUGUCGGAUCUUACGAGUUCAUGGUCAGAGCCAGAAAUAGCAUUGGCUGGGGGGAGUGGAGUGACGUGGUGGUAGUGACUUUGGAUGAUCCCAAAUGGGAAAAGCAGCAGCGGAAAGAAGCAGAGACUCAGGUGCUACGAGAGCAAGCCAAGACGGUGUCCCAAGAAUUGCAAGCCAUUCUGGAUGAGUUCGAGGACUUGCAAAGAAACAGCAGACUGACUAUUCAUCGCGCAUCGAACUUGCUUUUCCGCCUGCAAGCAGAGCUGAAGCGAGCUCGUUCCCUUCGGAGCUACCUGCCGCACCAGCAGCUGCUUCGCCAGGCCGAGUCAAUGAUGCAAAUUCUCGAGAGGUGGCGCGAUAGAAAGGAAGCCUUUGCCGAAUGGAAGCAGUCCUUGUUGGAGAUGAGAAAUCAGAUUCUGCAGGACAAUGACCAGGAGGAUGUGCCUGAUCUGGAAAGCUUCCUCAGCCAAGACCAGCACUACUUUGGAUCCUUGAGUCCAGACAUCAGGAAUUUGAUGGUCCAGACCUUGCUUGGCCUGGAUUCGAAGCAGGUCUUGAAGAAGUUAACAACCACACAGAAGGAGAAGAUCAUGCGAGUGCUAAACCGUGGCAUUCACCUUGGCAGAACGGUGCUGGUGGACCGGCAAGAGGAUGUGAAGGUCAAAGAGGCAAUCUCAGACAGGAGCCGCUCUGUCUUUACAAAGCAUCAGACAGAGCAGCUGUCGCGUUUGGUGGAGAAAUUUUCACUUGUACGUGCCAGAAUACCUCAACUGGAUGCCGAUGCAGGAGGAGAGUCCGACAUACAAGAGAGCAAGGAACUUGAGGCAUUUGAGGAAGACUUCGAUGACACUCUGCCUGCAUCUGUGGAGGCCAAUGAGUCUCAAACAAAGGACAAGCCGCAAAAGGCUUUGCGAACUUUGUUCAUCACCGGCUUGGCGGAAUCCCAGCGAAAGAUAUCCCGCGAUGACUUGCUCAAGGCACUCAGACCGAUUGCGGAGGUGGAUGGUGCCAGAGUGGGUGCUGAAGAUGCGCUGGUGCGCUUUGCCACCUCGGAACAAGCACAAAAAGUUUUGGCUGUUCUACAGCGCAGCGAUUUGUAUGUAAGACAUGCUGUCCUUUCUGGCCAGCUGGCUCCAUCGGACCAACUGUCUGAAGAGGCUUUGGCUUUGGCUGGUGGACGACCUCUGGAGAGGGAGAGGCCUGAACAUCCCAGCAGUGGAGGCAGCCCAGAGUGGCCGCAGGCCAUGCAACCGCCUCAAGCUUCUCAGGCUAGCCAAGCCUCUGCCUACCCGCUGCAUCGGAGAGAAUCUGUUGAGCCUCCAGUUCAAACAUAUUCCCAGCCGCUUCGACCGCUUCAAAGAAGAGAAUUACCCGAGAGUCAGCCGCAAGCACUGACUGUUCCAUUGGUCAAUCCAAGUCAUCCAAGUCAUCCCUCAACGCCGACGAAGGAGGCAAAGGUAAAGCCUCAUGUGAAGCUGAGCCAGGUGGUUGGUGCAGCAGAUGGCACGACUUCUGAGUUCCAAUGCCCUUUAUGCAGCGGGCUGGCCUGGGAGCCGCUGGUAGUCAUGUGCUGUCAGAAGGUUUUCUGCAGCGGCUGUUUGGGCGACUUCUUGAGCACUGCAACUCAUUGCCCUUCAUGUCAUGCUUCGGUGGUUGUCAGAGAUGGCAGCACGGGAAGCAGCACUGAGCAGAAGGUGAAGAAGCUUGAGAGGACGGCCGAAGGUGUCAAAGGCGUUGCCUGGCGGGUCUACUCCAACAUAAGAGUAAAAUGUUGCCGAGGAAGCUGCACCUGGGAAGGAAAUAUUCUUUCCUAUGGUGAGCACUUGGAAAGCUGCUCCAGUGGAAACCUUGCGGAAGCUGGAAACCUGUCGAGGACAGCAGAAGCCCCAGCAAUGCCUGGGAAGGCUUCAACAAGUUCGAAGGUGCAGAGCGAUAUGCGUGGAAAGCACGUGGUCGCUUGCGGUCAUACGGCAUCUGAUGCAAAUCAGCUCAGUUUGAACGUUGGCGAGGAGGUUUUUGUGCAACAGGUGGCAGCGCAUGGCUGGGCAUAUGGGCAGCUCAUGAAAGAGCGGGAGCGGCAAGGGUGGUUCCCAACGCAUUGCCUCAUUGCACCGCAGCUGCAGCAUUCCCCUCCCGAGCAAUCUCCGCCACCGAGUGCACCUCCGUCUAGCUCUGUGAAGGUUGGAAGGGACUUUACAGCUCCAGAUUCUGCACAGCUUUCUGUGAAAGAAGGGGAGCAUGUGUUUGUCAAAAAGAAGGAUCCGUCUGGCUGGACCUGGGUUGCGAGAGUGAAUCCGCAAGUUAUUGGCCAGAGAGAGGGCUGGGUGCCAGACUGGCUUUUGCAGAAGGAUUGAUGCGGCCUAUUUAGACAGGCCCUCAGCAGUGAAGAAGUCGGAGGAACCCGGAAAUGGGCACAUGGCUUGUGGACGAACUCUGCCCAUCCUCCCCGCUGCAACGCUAGAUGAAGGUCGUCUCAAAUGCUCCGGAACAGAUGAAAAGAGCCUGCGCAGC